Messenger RNA from Hyposmocoma kahamanoa, 618 nucleotides. RefSeq lists its product as uncharacterized. The transcript is spliced from 2 exons. The record is from RefSeq and is a predicted model, not a curated record. The coding region runs from base 194 to 604 and encodes 136 amino acids. NCBI's taxonomy places the organism in Eukaryota, Metazoa, Arthropoda, Insecta, Lepidoptera, Cosmopterigidae.
AUUCCUAGUAUCCUUAGCAUGACAAAAUAACGGCAUUAAAUCUUGUACGCAUAGAUUAUGUCUGUUGAUCACAUAAAUCUGUUAUGCCAUCCAUUCACACGCCAUCCAGGGUUUGAGUUUCUUUUCAAACGACACGAGGAAGGCUGCUACUAUGGAGUAGGUAUGUCCCUAGUUAACCAAUAAAGAUAAAAAAAUGGUUGAUUUGAUUAAUGACAAAUCCACUCCAAAGGAUGAGGUUUCUCAAAGCCCAGCUCUAAUGGCUGAAUUUUAUGUCGAGCCUGUUCUAAAGAAUGACGUUAACAAACUAAUUCUAAAGGAUGAAACAUAUGAUCAGACAGUUCUAAAAGUUGAGGCUAAAGACGAGACAGUUCUAAAGGCCACGACUACACAGGGCAUCAGCCCCAAGCCUACCAUGUCUACUUCUGUAUGCUACAAGUUAUCAGCUGACACACGGCCUGAACAUGACGUAUUCACAAGCGAAUGUCGGGAACGAUGCGGUAUUUUAAAAUUGGUCAGUGUACUCUUCGCUUUAUUGCUAAUAUUAGUGUUGGUGUUUACCGUAAGGACACGCAGGUCAAGAGUGACGAGAUCGCCGGCAUUCUGAAUAUACCACUAUGA